UGUGGGACAUUCACUCCAUACAGCGGUUGAAACAUUGUAUCUAUUUGUUUCCAUAAAUGGAUCCAUUUAUGGAAACAAAUAGAUACAAUGUUUCAACCGCUGUAUGGAGGGAAUGUCCCAGAAUUGUCAUAAAUAGUCUAUUUCUGACAGUUGUGGGACAUUCACUCCAUACAGCGGUUGAAACCGCUGUAUGGAGUGAAUGUCCCAGAACUGUCAAAAAUAGACUAUUUCUGACAGUUCUGGGACAUUCCCUCUUCUUCCUUUUUGCCGGCUUGGAAUUAUUCUUAUUUUCAUCCUACUUCUUCUUCUUCUUCUUCUUCUCAUCCUCAUCCUCUUCUUCUUCUUCU
Molecule: messenger RNA, 347 nt
Organism: Staurois parvus
Lineage: Eukaryota; Metazoa; Chordata; Amphibia; Anura; Ranidae
Source: the annotation of a GenBank genome assembly